Molecule: messenger RNA, 2525 nt
Organism: Acromyrmex echinatior (Panamanian leafcutter ant)
Lineage: Eukaryota; Metazoa; Arthropoda; Insecta; Hymenoptera; Formicidae
Product: dnaJ homolog subfamily C member 21
Cellular component (GO): cytoplasm
Molecular function (GO): zinc ion binding; nucleic acid binding
Source: RefSeq, a predicted model, not a curated record
AGUAUGUACAUGUAUGUGCAAAGGGUUUCCUAUCUCCACCCUUCCAUAAAGUCAAUGUUGUAAAAUUAAAUCUCGUUUUGCGUGCUAAGUUAGAAACCCACAAAUGAUUUCACUUUCCAAACGAGUUUACAACUUUUCAUACAUAGCGAGAACAAGGAAGUUUUUUCAUGGCUGACUUGUUAACCUAAAUAAUUCAUCAACUUUACUCAUUAAUAUCUCGCUUCGCAGGGUAGUGUCGCAUUUUUUUCGGCCAAAUUUUUUCAUUUCAUACAGAAACGCGUCGAAUGAGCCUAAUUUUAUCAAAAUCGGAGGUAAGGAAUUCUAAAUAAUUAUCGAAAUGCGUAAUCUUGUUUGCGAAAUAAUUUACGAGAUCGUCACCCUCAUCAUUUCUCCUGAUUUGAUAGAGUUUGCCAAGUUGAAUCUUGAAUCAUCAUUCAUUAUCAGUAUUUUAUGACAUAAUCAUUGGUUAUAUCGUCUCCGAUACUUGAGAAGGAACACGGGAGCCAUUAAGAUUAGAAUUGGAAAUUGGAGGUAUUUUAAGCGCACAGUUUGUGGUUUAAGUAAGGAAAUUGUGUCCAGCAGAUGUAUAUAAUCAUACACACGGCAACACAAUGAAGUGCUACUAUGAAGUAUUAGGAGUUGCAAGAGAUGCCCCUGAUGAUGAAAUAAAAAAGGCAUACAGGAAGCUAGCAUUGAAAUGGCAUCCAGAUAAGAAUCUCGAAAGUCCAGAUGAAGCUAAAGAACAGUUCCAGCUUGUCCAGCAGGCAUGGGAGAUAUUGAGCGACCCCCACGAACGUGCUUGGUACGAUAAUCAUCGAGAGGCCAUCCUGAAGGGUGGUAUCGGAGAGGAUUACAAGGAUGACUCCAUUAAUCUUUUCCCAUAUUUCUCUCUCUCAUGCUUCAAAGGUUACGGAGACGAUGAGAAGGGUUUCUAUACCAUCUACAGAAACGUUUUUGAGCAAUUGGCGGCGGAGGACGCUGAGUUUGCCAAAGACAGCGAGUCCGACGAAGAAGUUCCUAGCUUUGGCGACUCCCAGAGCUCAUACGAAGAUCUGGUAGGCGAUUUCUACGCCUACUGGCAGAGUUACAGCACCAAGCGAUCCUAUGCUUGGCUGGAUCCGUACGAUAUACGUGAAAUGCGAAAUCGACGCAUUCUCAGAAUCGCCGAGAAAGAGAACAAGAAAGUGCGCGAUAAGGCGAGGCGUGAGAGGAACGAGCAGGUGCGAAAUUUGGUCGCUUUCGUCCGCAAACGUGACAAGCGAGUACAAGCAUAUGCAGCGAAGCUGGCCGAACGUGCUCGUGAGAACUUUCGCAAGGUAGAAGAACGAAGAAAGGCACAUCUGUUGGAGAGGCAGAAACUAUUGCGGGAUCAGAUCGAAUCUGAAUGGUCUAAGUUCUCGAACAUGGAAGCAGAGCUGAAGAACAUUGAGGCGAAUCUGACGGCAGAAUUUGGAACAGAUGACAGGAAAGUAACAACAAGAAAUAGCAAUCCAGAAGCGUUUUACUGUAUCGCUUGUGAUAAGGUUUUCCAAACGCACAAGGCUUUUACGAAUCAUGAGAAUUCAAAAAAACAUAAAGAAAAUGUCAGCGCACUCAAAUACGUUAUACCGAACGAGGUCGAGGACGAGGAUCUCCAUGAUAGCUCUCGGGAAAGCGAUUCGAGUACAAAAGAAGAAUCAGUUUCGCUAAAUGGACCCAAGUUGGCAACAAAUUCACAGAUGCCCGAUUUCUUGUUAAACCUUCCUCGUAGCGAGGACUCGAGACAGAACAAUGAUGAAGAUAAUAGUAAUAUCUCUCCUGCCGAACUGAUAUCGGACGAUGAGGAAAAUCCAGGAUGUCCUCACUCGACAGUCGACAAAAAGAAGAUAAACAACUAUGGAGAUGUCCUAUUGGCUACAGCACCAGAGAUGGGCGAAAGUACAUCAUUUUCAUCUAAAGUGGAUAAUGAAGAUGAUGACAUAACAUCUGAGGAUGAAUUAAUGUCUGAUCAAGAUGAAGACGGCGUAUUGUCGAGUCGUCAGAAGAAAAAGAAGAAGAGAAAACGUAAUAUUCAGAAUCCUAAUCCUAUGCUUGAACUUGCUAGUGAUGAUGACACGGAGAAUAUUAAGGAGGAAAUAUGGCUGUCGAAAAAACAACGAAAAAAGUUACAACAGAGAAAAGUGGAAAUAAAUAUACAGUUACGAAAGGAAGAGACGCGUAAAGAAGAGGAACAAGAAACAGAGGAAACAGAAAGUAGAGUGAUGGAAGAAGCAAGUGUUAUUAGCGAACGACUGAAAACCGACAAAGCAAAGAAAAAUUCUAAAAAAGAGGAACGAGAGAACAAGGGCAAAAAUAAAAAGGAUCCAAUCGUGAAUAUGGAUGAAUUAGCUCAUCGCUGUGUUUCUUGCUCAUCCGAGUUUCCUAGCAAAAAUAAACUAUUCGAGCAUUUAAAGAAAACUGGACACUCUGUAUAUAUACCAGAAUUAUCGAAAAAUAAAAAGAGUCAAGAGAAGAAGAAAAAAGCAACAUCUAAAGAAAAAAAAUGA